Molecule: messenger RNA, 1225 nt
Organism: Eupeodes corollae
Lineage: Eukaryota; Metazoa; Arthropoda; Insecta; Diptera; Syrphidae
Exons: 3
Coding region: 217-567 (116 amino acids)
Source: RefSeq, a predicted model, not a curated record
UAACAAACCAAGACGAUAGUAUUUGCCAUGCGCAGGUCGUAAAUUAUUGAUUUGGAUGUCCUUCUAUAUAUAUUUCUUAUCAGUAGUUUAGAAGAAGUGAGUGUUGAAACGUCUGAAAUCAAAGUUGCACAAUAAUAAUUACAUCGAUUGCAGAGGAAUUUUCCAAAAAAAUAUAAAUAACGACUCAAAAACUUUAAACAAAUUUUAAUUUCAAACAUGAAAGCACAUUUUGCAGCCGAAGAAAGUGAAAAUGAGCCGUUUGAGGUGCAAAUCGAUAAGUUCAAAAAUGACUCAGAAAAAAUGGAGGUAUUGUCUAAGUUUAUUGAAGAUGUCAUCAAAACUGCAGAGAUUGAAGCUCAACACAAAAAAUCGCAGGAUUUGCAACAGACAUCUGGAAAGGAAAAAACAUGUACCCAAAGUUUCACGAUAGGCGGACUGAAAAAUGGAAAAGUUAACAGGGCUAAGGGAUUUGUGGUUCGUUUGUUCGAUGCAAUUUGUAAUUGCGCAAACUCUGCUGCGGCUCCAGCACAAAGAAUGCGUCGUAAGCGAUCUUCCCAACCUAAAUAAAUUAAGUCGAUCUACAACGACUAUAACCAGCACAAUCGACAAAUUAUGGUUCAACACUGCAAGAGCAGCAGCAAUUAAGGAAUAAAACUAAAAUAUAUAAAAUCUAAUAAGAAACAAUCAAAAAAUAAGUGAAUAGACAUUUUUUGAAUACAUGUUGUAAGAAAUAUAAAUUUAACAAGUUUUCUAUAUUUCAAUAUUUUCUUUUUUAUUCUAAAGCUUGAUGCGAACAAUUAUAAAAUAAAAAUUAAAAAUUAACAAAAAGUCUACUGCACAAGCUAUAUUAUUAUUAUAUAUACUUUUUACAUUUAUAAUAUAUAAAUAAAUAAAACAAAACUUACACUAUAAGUUUUUUUAUCUAUGAAUGCAUUUAAUGCAAAAAAGAACCAGGAACGUAUAUUGAACUCUUCCCACCAUUUUAAUGUAGCGUUUAAGUUCCUUUUAGUUGAAUGUUAGUUUUAAAAAGUUCUUUGUACCUAAAAUUAUGAAAAACAAUUUUAAUUUUUGACUGUCCACUUUAUUAAAGCAAUGCAUAGUAAGAAAAAAAUAGUUUUUUGUACUGUGAUCUAAUAAAACUUAUGCUUUCCUUUUGUUUAAUUGUAAUUUGUGUACAAAUGUGAAAUCAAUGUAGAAUAAAAAUAAAAAAUAUAAAAUAUCGAAA